UUUGCUAAUCGCAAAACACUGCUCAAAGAACUCAUCGACAUACUAAAUUCGGAAGUACAGGAACAACUUAUUGAGAGUGGUAAUGAAUCAAAAACAGCCUCCAUAGCGUCAGAUAUGCGUUGGUCAUCAUUAAUCGACCGCAAAGAUUCCUUGCUUAAGAAAAUGGAGAGCAAACUUUCCAAUUGGGAAGUUACAGACCAUUUCCAUUCAGUUGCCUUAGACAAAGUUCAAAGAUCAAUAUGCUCACUGCGGUUGCAAGUCGAGCAACUAAACAAUCAAUUGAGCCAUGAAGAUACUGAUGAGGACAAAUGUGAAAGUCGCCAAUCAUCACUAGAAAUUCGCCAACCAGUUGGAAUUAUGAAGACUAAGAAGGUCGAUUCCAGUGCGAAAGUAAUCAAUUUCGACAAUCCGAAAAAUUUAACUUAUACUUCGGAUGUUACAAGCAGCUCUGGGACAUUACCAAAGAAAAAGAGUGUUAAAAUCAGUGCCGAUACUCAUAUUCCAGAGCAGAACACAGGAAGGCCAUUAGGCCGGAAAAUAUAUGUGAUGAAAAAGAAAUGAAUGAUUAUGUCGUGAAUUUAAUGCAAUAGGUACAAUUUUAAGUAAUUUGUAAAUCAUUUUUUUCAGUUAUCCGUUGUUAAUCAGACCGGUUAAGUUAAUUGGUAUCUCAAAUAAAAUGUCUCAUGUUGAAA
Dendroctonus ponderosae (mountain pine beetle) is the source of this 692-nucleotide messenger RNA. RefSeq lists its product as uncharacterized. The record is from RefSeq and is a predicted model, not a curated record. NCBI's taxonomy places the organism in Eukaryota, Metazoa, Arthropoda, Insecta, Coleoptera, Curculionidae.